AUGUCUUCCAAUUCCAAUUAUCCAGCAAGAAAUAGAUCGUUAUCAAUAUCAAGCGAUACAAGUGAAACUUCAGUCUGGGAAAAAUAUGAACUAGAUCAACAAAUUGAAAGCCGAUGUAACUAUUUUGAAGAUGACGAAAAAUAUUUUUCAAAUCCAAAUGAGAACGAUACUGAAGAAGACAAUGAGGAGAAUGGACAAUUCUAUUCUUCAACAGGCAUGGGUCAUCGUUCGGCGAGUUUGUCCAACUUGACAAGUAUGCAAUCAAACCGUUUUAGAGGAGAUGAACCGAUAGAUGAUCAUCAACCUAAUUUAUCUUUUGUGCUGGUUGAUCAACGCACGGUCAGAAUCAUUGUUUAUGAGCAAAAGAACGACAUGAACUAUGUUGAAGAAUGGUUAAGAUUGACAAAAUCGUCUGAAUCUGUCUUUUCAUCAUGGCACUUUGGAUUGAGCUACAUUUUGAGACAGUUUGAACAAGCGUGCAGUAUCGAUCUUGCCUUUUCUGAGCCCACUCCUCCAGUUUGGUUAAUGUUUGAGAAUCCACUCAAAUUUAAGGAUUCCAAUUUACAACUGCGAGAAAUAUCACUGCGACAAACAUCUGUUUCGAAAAACAAACCGAAUGGCAAAUUGCUAUUCAAAACGUGGCCAGUUUCAGUUGAACUCAACUACGGAGCUUUGCUAUCGACGGAUCAUUUCCAUUCAGCAAUUCAAUUUACGACAAAAAAACAUGACAGAUCACAAUGGUUUUUGGCAUUUUAUGACAGGAAAAUUAAUAUUGAAAUAACCGAUCAAAAUUUAAAAAUAAGCAAGAUAAAAAAGUGUAUUUUAGAAGAGAAUAUCGAUCAUACGGCUAUAUUUCAUAUGACAAAGACAGGAUUUGCUCUUUAUAUUUGUCAAAAAUGUAAUCUUAGUGAAUAUGAAACUCAAAAGCCACAAGGUAAGAGAGAGCUAACGUACGAGGGAAGGUCCCCAACUGUCCAAUCGCUUUUGAGCUGAACCUAAGUGGACAAUAGGUAAUUGAGGGUGCUGAAUCCGAAUAUCACAAUCGUUUGGGCUAACGUUGGGUUUUUGAACCAGUUUCUCAUAAGCCCUAGAAGAUAACCAAAACCUUUCUUAAUAAGGCCUGAUUGUAGCCCGCAGAUUUCUGAUUAAAAUGAUACCUUUACCAGCUCUAUAUGAGUUUUCUUUGCAAAGUUAUAGAAUUUACAUGAGCUCUAAAUCUUGCCCAAAGCUACAGAAAUAAAGAAAAAAUUAAUUUGAAGCUUUUCUUGUAAAUUCUAUUACUUUGCAAAGAAAAGUCAUGUAGAGCUGGUAAAGGUAUCAUUUUAAUCAGAAAU
Molecule: messenger RNA, 1334 nt
Organism: Didymodactylos carnosus
Lineage: Eukaryota; Metazoa; Rotifera; Eurotatoria; Philodinida; Philodinidae
Source: the annotation of a GenBank genome assembly